AUGGGUGAGCUGGUGUACCAUGAACAACAACACCCCACUACACACAUGGAUUGGAGUGUGUUGAAGGCCAACAGUUUCUUAGGAUUCUGUUCAAUUAGGAAGGGAGUGUUCAUAAUUGCUUUGAGCCAACUGGGUAUUGGCGUAUGUAUGUUCUUCAUCAUAAGCUACCUUCGCCCAUCAUUACUAACCCUUGCCUACGCCAUUCUGAUCUUCUUCACAAUCGCUUGUUCAUUAGGCAUAAUUUCUGCAGCAAAAAAAUCGGUCUUCAUAACAUUCAUUUACCUAUGUGUAUCAAUAGUCGGAAUCGCAUUACAAGCCAUGAUUGUAGCGGAACUAUCGGAAGUAGUUCACUUUUUGCCGAAACCGGAAAGCGAUGCAAAUCCCCUGACGAUAGCCCCAACCCAAGAUAGUAGUAGUUCUAUUGUUGGUAAACAAUCGAAUAACAGUGCUAGCGCGGAUAAAAAUCCAGAAAAAAAGAAUCAGGUGGACAAUGAAAUUAUCCAUGCAAUACGACUAUCUAAACACAAAAUUUCCCCAGAAAAAAUGAAUUUAAAACGCAAAACCCCACUAAUUGCACACUCAAAGUUCAACAAACCAUUCCAUUCAACUAACUUACUAGCUAAUAGCUUUUACGAUUCCUUGCCAUUCGUCCCGCAUCUGGGAGAGACGGAGGGAGAAUCUGAGGAAGUUUCCAAGGAAGAAUUGCCCCCAGAGAUAAAAAAUUUGAACAAUGAAGAAAAAUCCGAAGUGAUUGCUAUCUACAAAAUACAAAAGAGACCAAUCAAACUCCUUUCAUCUGCCUUAUUCAGUGUUAUAUUACUGUUUAGCAUCUACAAUAUAUGGGUCAUUUUCACCUUUUUUGUGAACAAAUGCACAAAUUUGGACGAAUUAAAGCAACAGCCAGAACAGUUUACUCCUCUAGUGGAAGGGGUUCUGUAA
Babesia microti strain RI is the source of this 939-nucleotide messenger RNA. RefSeq lists its product as hypothetical. The transcript has 7 exons. The coding region runs from base 1 to 939 and encodes 312 amino acids. Lineage: Eukaryota; Apicomplexa; Aconoidasida; Piroplasmida; Babesiidae. The record is from RefSeq and is a predicted model, not a curated record.